Molecule: messenger RNA, 3112 nt
Organism: Nicotiana attenuata
Lineage: Eukaryota; Viridiplantae; Streptophyta; Magnoliopsida; Solanales; Solanaceae
Product: putative pentatricopeptide repeat-containing protein At5g52630
Exons: 2
Coding region: 203-2491 (762 amino acids)
Biological process (GO): RNA modification
Molecular function (GO): protein binding; zinc ion binding; RNA binding
Source: RefSeq, a predicted model, not a curated record
UCAUGAAAAACUAAUUCAAAGGGCUACCUUUUUAUUAACAUCAGGAAAUAAUGUGGAUGGAUGGCUGAAAAUGGAUCCCUAUCAUAGCUAGCUAUGUUAAUUUACCAGAAGACCCAUCAUAUGCUAUGCUCCAAUUUGUUUCUAAAAAAUAGUGUUUGUUAUCCUAUGUACUUAUAGGUCAGGGUAAAUUUGAAGCUCCAAAAUGAGUAGCUCAACCUUUUGUUCCAUGCCUUUCACUGUGAAUGGCAACCUAAAGCUGGCCCAAUGGAGAAAUGUUAUAUAUUCUUCAAAUAAACUGGCUGCAUACCAGCCCCUCAAAUUAGCCGCUGCACGCGAACUGCUCGAUGAAAUUGCUAAAAGAACAAGGAGUUCAGUUGCAGAUUUACAUAUCACUGAAUGUGCAGAUGGUGGGAAUUUUGGAAAUUCCAAUGCAAUUGAUGACCUAUUUGGAGAGUCUGUGAUGGAUUGUGUGUGCAAUCAUAUGGAUGAGCAAUAUAUAAUUGAUCAGUUGAGGUACUGUAGCAGUGAAGGAAUUCUUGAGCUUGGAGAAUUAUACCAUGCUUUAACAAUUAAGACCGGGAUUUGGUUCAACAAGUUUGUAGCUACAGCCCUUGUUAAUAUGUAUGCCAAAUGUGGUCAAAUAGACAAUGGUAAGAUGAUAUUUGAUAGGAUGUCUUGUAUUGAUGUUGCUUCGUGUAAUAGCAUGAUUUGCGGGUAUGUAAGCAAUGGAAUGAUAUCUGAAGCCUUUGCUUUCUUCAUCGAGAUGGGCAAUCUGGAUAUUGUGCCAAACCACUAUACCUACUCGAUAUUGUUAUCUGCUUGUGGGGCUUCUACAGCUGUGAAAGAAGGAAAACAGGUGCAUGCUCAAAUUGUAAAAUUAAAAUUUAUGUCACUUACAGCGGUGGCGAAUUCAGCUUUGACAAUGUACACCAAGUUUGGAAUGAUUGAGGAGGCCGAGAAUGUGUUCCAAGGACUUGCCAAUAGGAACCUUAUAUCUUGGACUGCAUUUAUAUCUGGACUUUACCAUCAAAAGGCCUUCAAUAAAGCAUUGACACAAUUCUGUUUGAUGAGAAAGAACAAUACUGAACCUAAUGAAUACGCCUUUUCUGUGGCCCUGUCAUGCGCAGCCUCUAUAGAAUCUCAUGAUUAUGGUUGUGCACUUCAUGCUCAGGUAAUUAAACAUGGAAUGAUCUCAAUGGUAUUCGUUGGGACAGCCAUCAUAGAUAUGUACUCAAAAUGUGCAGAACUGAGUGGUGCUAGAAAACAGCUCGAGGAGAUGGGACGUAUAGCAUCUUGUGCAUCAUGGAAUGCAGUGAUAACUGGCCUUGUUCGGAAUGAUGAAUUUGCUGCCACGUUGGAGGUCUUCCAUAAGAUGCUAAAUAAUGAUAUAGCUUGCGAUGAAUAUACAUUUUCAGCUACUUUGAAGGCCUGCUCGUUACUACCAUCUCUUGCGAUCUGCAGGCAAGUGCAUUCUCGGGUAGUUAAGGGGAAGUUUGGGACGAACCUGCAUGUGGCAAGCUCAUUAAUAGAAACAUAUGCACAAUGUGGCAAUUUAGAAGACGCUGCCAAGGCUUUCUGUCUAACAUCUACACCAGAUGUUGUGACAUUUAACGCAAUGAUUGGAGCUUAUUCACAGUAUGGUUAUCCAACAAAGGCUAUAUUCUUGUUUGAAAAGAUGGUGGAGAAAGGUAUAUUACCGACUAGUUUCACUUUCCUUGCUGUUAUUUCUGCUUGUGGCCAUUGUGGUUUAGUUCAACAAGGGAGAGAGUUCUUUGAGUCGAUGACAAGAGAUUACGGAAUUCUACCUGAAGAGAAACACUAUAGCUGCAUGGUUGACCUGCUGAGUAGAUCAGGGCAGUUAGAGAAUGCUCUCGAAUUCAUAAACAAGUUGCCAAAUGAACCCAGUGCUCCAAUCUGGAGACCUUUUCUUGCAGGUUGCAGAUUUCACGGUAUCCUUGAAAUGGCAGAGUUGGCGGCCAGUAAAAUAUUAGAGCAUGAGCCGGGUGAUGCAUCAGUUUAUGUCACUCUCGCGAACAUGUAUGUUGAAGCAGGCAAGGUAAGUGAUGCACUCAAACAGAGAGAGCUGAUGAAGUCUAGGUCAGUCCAGAAGGAACCAGGUUGUAGCUGGUUGGAGGUGAAUGCAAAGGUUCAUAGAUUCUUUUCUGGUGAUAGAAGACAUAUAGAUACACCAAAAGUAUAUUGCAAAUUGGAAAAUCUGAUGCAAAAGAUUCAGACUGACUGUAACAAUUUAGGACAAGUUACAGAAGAGAAGUGCUUAUUUCACAGUGAAAGGUUAGCAGUUUGCUUUGGCCUAUUGAACUUACCUAAGGGAACUGCUAUACGUGUAUUCAAGAACAUUAGGAUCUGCUUGGACUGUCAUACGACAAUGAAGCAUAUAUCAAAGAUCACAAAUCGAGAUAUCAUAAUAAGAGAUAAUUACAGAUUUCAUCAUUUUAAGCAAGGCUGUUGUUCUUGUGGGGAUUUCUGGUGACGUUUCAUCGGAGUAAAUCCUUUUUUCAUUGAACUCGGGGGGUACUUUGAUCAAAGUUUAACAAAAGCUGAAUUGGUUGAUUGGAUAUAACCAUUCUGAACAUUGAAAAGAGUUGGGGUCGAUAAGACGCAAUGGCUAAGAUGAAGAAUUUCUCUUCCAAUUGUUUUUCCGCCGGAGUUUCCACGUCGGUGAAGUUGACCACCAGUUCCCGUCGGCCACUUACCUUCUCCUCCAAUCUCUUUCUCCGGCGAAAUCCACAUGUAAGUUCCGCCGCCCUCUCUCUCUAUCUCUCUCUUGAUUUAUACAUAACAGCUAACUAUUUUAUUCUAUUAUUUAUUGUGGUAAAAUACGAAUUGAAAAUUUAGUUGAGCAUUCCAUUGUAUAAAAAAAACAUUGAAAUCUGAUUUUUAUUGUUUCUUUGUGAUUUUUACUAGUUAUUAUGCUGGCUUACUUAUUUCGCCUGUGAGUAGUGGCUAUUAAGUUCUGAUAAUGUUCCAUAAGUAAUCAAUUAAAUUAAAAUAUAAAUUAUUUUUCAUUCACAUUAAUUGUGAAUUAAAUAUAUUGUAAUAAUCAUCUCAUUUAUAAUGUUAACAGCUUUAAGGAUAUUUUUGUCUUUCAACA